GUUAUUCGGAAACUUCUCCCCUACUAUUUUUUCUCGCUUUUGCUAUCUUCGUUUCGAAUUUACGCAUGUUCUUGUGGAACAACGUUUCCAUGUACAAGCCGUGGCAUCUCAGAACCGGAAAAGCACACAGCUGCUAACCUCUCAUGCUUACAGUGCCAAGUAACUGCCAUCGAACUAGUCACCUUAUCUCCUGUCGAUUUCAAUGGCUGCUGUUACAAUCACUAGGGGAGAUGCACAGUUCUCGCCCGGAAACGACGACAAUGUCGAACCAUUCCAGAACAACACUGUUCCUGCUGGGCGAAAGAGAAAGACUUCUGACUCAUCCGCCGGAAACAAUAACAAGAGCCAUGCGCAACGGCAGAAGAUCACUAGAGCAUGUGAUUACUGCAAGGGAAAGAAGACCCGUUGCACAGGGACGCUUCCAUGUUUAAGAUGUUCUAGGCUGUCGCUGCGCUGCGAGUACAAUGCUGCUUAUUCGAGGGGGCUACCCCCGGAGCCUCUACCAUUUGCAAAUAGCGGAGGUGGAAAUAGCAGCCCCUCGUCCAAUCAUAUCGGUUAUGAUCUUAGCCCUCCGUCUCAAGGAUCUGCUAGGAGCCGUCUCGCAUGUACUGCUUCCUCGCGCUCGCAGCCUUGUAGAGACAGCUUGGAGCCUGAGUCCCGGGAUUCUCCAGAGCCGGUGGCUACAGACCUCGAGGGCAACUAUCUUGGUCCUUCGUCGGGCAUUUCUUUUCUCAAUCGAGUAUGGCAGCGCUUACACCACGAUGAAUCAUCUGCGAUCACGGACGAACUACAGAAUGAGUGCUCGUCGAGGAAUACAUCUGUGUUCAUGUUCGGGGACAGGCCAUACUCAAAUUUUCAGGAAUCCGGCUUUACGCUUCCACCUUUUGACAAGGCCCGGGAGCUAGUUGAUAUUUAUUUUGAUUACGCCAUUGUAACCUAUCGUUUCUUGCACAGGAGGGGCGUCGACGAGUGGCUGAAUCAGGUGUAUGAGAAUGAUUUCUCCAUUGCUAACCCACCGACUGGCAAUAUGGUUGCGAGAACCGCCAUCAUACUCAUGAUUUUCUCGGUGGCUACUCUGUACGAGGAACAACAUCCUGGGAUUCAGAAAGACCAUGGGAAUGAAAGUGAGCUAUGGUAUACGGCCUCGAAAUACAUGUCUUCUAUAGAAUCUGGUCCUCCGCGAUUAGAGACGAUCCAAGCACGUUUAGGCCAAUGUCUUUACUUGCUUUCAUCCUCUCGAGCAAAUGAAUGUUGGUAUGCAUUUGGUACGGCCUUGCAGCUCGUGACAGCACUAGGGCUGCAUAGAAAGUUUUCUGUAAAGUCCAAGAAUGGAAAUACCUACUUUGAACAGGAACUUCGAAAGCGCAUCUUUUGGAGCGCAUACACUCUGGACAAGUACCUCAGCGUUAUGUUUGGACGGCCUAGGCUGCUCCAUGAUGAAGAUAUUGACCAGGAGCUUCCUGAAGAAAUGAAUGACGAGGACAUGCUACAAGAAAACCCGGAAAAGAGGACUGGCUCAGCAGAUUGUAUGAUGAUUGCGUCUGUUCUUCAUUAUAAAAUUGGUCGUAUUCUCGGAGAAAUCUCAAGGCAACUUGGUUCGAUCAAUCCCCAUUCUCGAGAUUCGCCAAUUGACAGAGUCGUCCGUCUUACGACAGAGCUGGAGAAGUGGAAAGAAGAUAUGCCGCCAUUGUUCAGUAGCGUUCGCCCGACGAGCCUUAUCCCGCCACUUUGUCGGCAGAGCCAAGUCCUACAGCUGGCAUAUUCCCAUGCGAUGAUUCAUGUUACCCGGUCAUUCCUCUUGAAUGAUUUCACGGACCUCAGCCGCAGGCCUCAAAUACCUCAUCCGACAGUGGCGAAUAUCUUGCAAAAAUGCAUUGGUGCUGCUGAGAAUGUCAUUACUCUCGUGGACAGUCUCGCGAAACAGGGCGUCAUGAUACAGUCGUUCUGGUUCACACAUUAUGUAUGUUUCUGCGCCAUUAUCGUGGUAUACAUAUACAUCAUUCAACAGCAUCAAUCCCAAUCCUCUUCUUCAUCAUCAUUUUCGCCACAAGGUACAGAAUAUAGCACUCGCUUGCACGAUCUGUUCAACCUCGCAGAAGCCUGUCAACAGCAUCUAGCAGAGGCCACUCGCAAAAACUGCCCGAGUCGUCGCUACAGCAUCAUCUUGGAGGAGUUAAGACGUGAGGUACAUAGACAAAUUGGGUCUCCACUACCGUCGAGCCCACCGAUAAACCUAAAUCAGGAAGAUCCCCUAGACCAAGAUCAAUUCCUUUUCACCAAUGUUGACCAGUCAGUCUCGCUAGAUUCCAGUGUUUUGGACUAUGCUCCACCACAGAAUUUUCUGGCGCCAGGCUUUUCUGGCGCUUCGUUUGAUCCUAUGGUUGAAAUUGGCCUUCUGGGGAGCCUGGAAGGGCCGAAUUGGUGGGCUCAGCUGGAUUCUUGGGCUUUUUCAAAUCCGUCUAAUGAUCCAUCCAUGUUUAUGUUUUGAUGUACAGUCAAUGGCGUACGAUAUUUAGCACUUAUUUUGGUAGCGCAACAAGAUUAUAUCCCAAAUGGCCUUUUUUUGGUUGUAUCAUAUGUCCCACUUACAUUUUGGAUUCCGGCAAUUGUCUGCAUGUUGGC
Aspergillus ruber CBS 135680 is the source of this 2622-nucleotide messenger RNA. RefSeq names its product Zn(II)2Cys6 transcription factor. The record is from RefSeq and is a predicted model, not a curated record. The transcript has 4 exons. Gene Ontology annotation, biological process: DNA-templated transcription; positive regulation of transcription by RNA polymerase II. The coding region runs from base 203 to 2488 and encodes 761 amino acids. Gene Ontology annotation, molecular function: zinc ion binding; DNA-binding transcription factor activity, RNA polymerase II-specific; sequence-specific DNA binding. NCBI's taxonomy places the organism in Eukaryota, Fungi, Ascomycota, Eurotiomycetes, Eurotiales, Aspergillaceae. Gene Ontology annotation, cellular component: nucleus.